CUGGGCUUGCCACCACCGCCUCCGCCACCUCAAGGAGCUCAGCUGCACAGGCUCGGCGGAGGUCCUCCGACACACCACAACGGCGUGGCCGCCGCUGCUGGACUGCGGCCCUUGGGCGCACCCCCUGCCAAGCCGCAGCCGCACCGCAGUUCUGCCGGCAAGAAGCUGCUCGACAAGGGCUCCGACGAGUACCGCCGCCGCCGCGAGCGCAACAACAUCGCCGUGCGCAAGUCCCGCGAGAAGGCCAAGCAGCGCUCCCGGGACACCGAGCGCAAAGUGUCCGAGCUGAACCGCGAAGACUCGCUGCGCAAGAAGGUCGAGCUGCUCACCAAGGAGUUGGCCGUGCUCAAGUUGCUCACCAACGUGGGCGUGCCACCGGAGAACGUCGACUCCGAGAUCGCGAUGCAUUAA
This is a messenger RNA of Rhipicephalus microplus (southern cattle tick), 411 nucleotides long. RefSeq names its product CCAAT/enhancer-binding protein delta-like. The record is from RefSeq and is a predicted model, not a curated record. NCBI's taxonomy places the organism in Eukaryota, Metazoa, Arthropoda, Arachnida, Ixodida, Ixodidae.